AGUUCUUAAACUGGGAAAAAAAAACCUUGAUUGGCGUUUCAUGCGAAAACUAUGUCUAUCUGCUAAAUUUAAAUUAGUUCUUUGACGUAUGGGGUUAUUCUUAGAAAAGCUCAGUCUAAGAUUUCUUGCCCGUUUAUGCUUUAUCUUUUGUAGCAGAUAUACAUCAAUUUUUGCGAAUAAAAUAUAGUGAACAAAUAAAGCAAAGCAGAACAAAACAAAACGAAAACAACAACAAACGACAUCAGCCCCCUUUCUUCUCGCCGAUUUUAGUAUGCAACGCGGACCUAUUUUUGCUCCUGUUGCCCUGGAAAUAAAACACCGCGUUCACGAGCCCGCGAUCCUAACUUCUCGGGAUGUUCCUUUCGCAAAGAAAUACUGAUUUCCUCGUUCCGGUAGCUUUGUGGCUAGAGGCGUAAAGAUGCCACAGGACAGUUUGCUGCAUGUUUAAUAGGGAUGAGCUUGGGAAGUAAUUCACAGACACGUUUACAACGUGGUCAUUUCACCUUGAAGAGUAGCGUCCUUGCACCUACAGCUAUGUCAUACAUGGGACAGGAUUUCAUUGCAAACCACAUGAAGUCUCACUAUAGACGCAUCACCUCUGCAAAAGGUGUUCUUUUGUUCUCUUGGUUUUCUGAUAAGAAAAUCAAAGAAUUGAGCACGAGAAAAGCAUUGCCUAUCAAUGAAGAUUUUAGAACAAAUUUACCAAAAAAUAAAAGUAACAAUUUUAUCUUUCCUACAGUUCGUGACCAAAAGAAACGAGCUGCUUUGGAAAGUAGAGCUGGAACUCCGUCAUUGAGGACAAGGAGUCCAUCUAUGGAAUUCUUGUCUUCAACAAAUAAUGAAACCUCAUUUUUAAAUUCAACAAGAAACUGGCAGUCUUCAGGUCAGAGGGAAGCAACAGGCACACCAAUUCAAAGAAGCAUGUCUACACAGUCCCUUGACAGGCAUUACCCUCCUGCAGUUCCUUCUUCCUCACCCAGAGAUUUGCUGAUACAAGAUCGAUCUACACCAGCAUCUGCUCGAAUACUAGCCCGACCACCUAUUUCACCCAUUACAAAAGAACCAAGGCAGAAAACCACAAGAAGAAAUCAUUAUAUAUCAAGACAUGGAGGUAAUCAGGGAACCUUGCAAACUCUUGAUAAAUCUGAACCAAUUGGUUCAGACAAGUUAAAUGGUAACGUCAGCACAUUGUUGACCAGCUAUGAUGAACCUAGUGAUAUGAAAAACCCAGCAACAGCUGCAGGAAACAGUAGUGAUGACAAAAGAUUGACAAGAACUGAUGUUAAAAGUGGGGUGUGGCAAGACUUUGGAAAUUCAAAUAUGUCAAUUAGACAUGAUUAUAGCAUUCCACCUCUUGAUCUAACGGGUGUGCAGUACAGUCACAGAGGACCACCAUCAAUAAGGGCAAGUGAUUCAACUGACUUCAAAGCUAGCAUCUGGGAAGAGGAACAGAAGUACCUUACAUUCAUUUCAGACGUUACCGCAGACAUUCUUGCAAGAGGCAUUUUUAGCAAUAGGGUUCUAAAGCAAGUGUUUGAGAUGCAUAUCGAAAGAAGAAAGGAUCAUUUAGAUGAAAGUCGUUUGUGUGAGAUGAUAGAACAGUUAAAGGAAGAUUUGGGAAUCACUGACAGCUAGCAUUGGCUUCCAGUAAUUCAGAUGGGAAAUGACCACAGUUUUAAGCUUACAGUUUUAAAAUUAAAUUUAUUUUUGCAAUAAUUAAAAGUUUUUGAAAAAUUCACAUAAGAACACCAAGGCUUGUAACAAUAUGUACAGAAUGCUGCCCACUAUUGAGGUGUUCACAAUAAAUAAUUUUCUUGUUUGUACAGUAAUAAUAAUAGCUAGGCAAAUAGAUGUCUUAUAAAAAGUUAAAAUGGUUUAUUUUGGUCUGUCAAAAAUAAAACAUCCCCACAAUAAUAGUUUAGACAUGACUGUGACAGAUUGCAACAAUCACACGCAUCAAUCACACUAGUUCAUGUCACUUGAGUUGUAGUGGUUUCUGAAACUGAAUUUAAAGACAGUACCUCCUUUUGUUAGGUUGCAUGUGUUCUGUGUAUCAUAGUCCCACAGCAAAGCAACCUUUUUUAUGCUUUUCUGUUGUGGUCUUUAACCAUAGAAUUUGUGCACUGAACAAUAUUAAAUCCUGUAUUUCUUGAGACUAAACCAAAUAAAUGGCACUGAGAUAAAAAAAAAAAAGCCUGACAAAAAGGCCCCUGCA
Molecule: messenger RNA, 2215 nt
Organism: Orbicella faveolata
Lineage: Eukaryota; Metazoa; Cnidaria; Anthozoa; Scleractinia; Merulinidae
Product: spermatogenesis-associated protein 7 homolog
Biological process (GO): microtubule cytoskeleton organization
Cellular component (GO): ciliary basal body; axoneme
Source: RefSeq, a predicted model, not a curated record